Messenger RNA from Aspergillus oryzae RIB40, 375 nucleotides. RefSeq lists its product as uncharacterized. Gene Ontology annotation, molecular function: iron ion binding; 3-hydroxyanthranilate 3,4-dioxygenase activity. The transcript is spliced from 4 exons. The coding region runs from base 1 to 375 and encodes 124 amino acids. Lineage: Eukaryota; Fungi; Ascomycota; Eurotiomycetes; Eurotiales; Aspergillaceae. Gene Ontology annotation, cellular component: cytoplasm. Gene Ontology annotation, biological process: 'de novo' NAD+ biosynthetic process from L-tryptophan; quinolinate metabolic process. The record is from RefSeq and is a predicted model, not a curated record.
AUGAAUGCCUACAGUCAACCAAACAGAGAAAACGGUGAUCAGUUCCGAGAUGUCGUGAUCAGAGAGGGAGAGAUGUUUCUCUUGCCAGGCAACAUUCCGCACUCUCCCCGUCGCCAAGGGGACACAAUAGGCCUGGUGAUGGAAAGGAAGCGACCUGUAGGAAGCAUCGAUCGUCUACGGUGGUACUGCGAGAAUGAGAAGGAGCAUGGUGAAACACCUGCCUUGAUCCGUGAGGAGCAGUUCUUCUGUGAAGAUAUGGAAACGCAGCUCAAAGAGGUCAUUGAGGAUUGGAUGAGGAACGAGAGCAGUCGCGAAUGCAAGUUAUGUGGCAGUAUUGCCGCAGCCCCAGGGUACUCACUCGAUAUCAAUGAAUAA